Molecule: messenger RNA, 4715 nt
Organism: Anoplophora glabripennis (Asian longhorned beetle)
Lineage: Eukaryota; Metazoa; Arthropoda; Insecta; Coleoptera; Cerambycidae
Gene: FoxP
Product: forkhead box protein P1
Exons: 15
Coding region: 354-2453 (699 amino acids)
Biological process (GO): regulation of transcription by RNA polymerase II
Cellular component (GO): nucleus
Molecular function (GO): DNA-binding transcription factor activity, RNA polymerase II-specific; RNA polymerase II cis-regulatory region sequence-specific DNA binding
Source: RefSeq, a predicted model, not a curated record
AUUUCGUACCGCGUCGAACUUUUCACCGCGAUUAUUCAACUGGUCUGGCUUUUAAAAUUCCCGCUCCGUCGGUGUUUCGUUACGUAACCGUUUGGUGUGCUUUGAUAAAUUUGAAAGUUCGUGCGAUGCUCUAAGUGACACCUCAUUUCCUUCUCAAUGCCUCAGAUGCCGCAAAAAACUCCUUUUCGCCUGUCGUGUGACGCUAUUUAACCCCGAUUUGGAUACUUUAGGGCCAUAUCGGCGACGUUCCCUUUGAAAGUGCUGUUGGAUGGACCACAAAGAAUCACUUUUCAGCAGCUACUAGCCCUUGGCCACCCACAAUCAGGCAUUCUAGAUAUAGUGAUGAUGGCACUAUGGACCAGGACGUAGACGGAGAUGGUGCUAUUAACCUGUCGACGUCACAAAGACCUUCAGCAGCCACGACCCCAAACGAUAGCGUGCAUCACGAGGAUGUUGAGCAACAGGCUGCCUCCUUAGAAAAGGUUUUGAAAGAACAACAGCAGCAGAUCGAAAUAGAGAGGGGUUGGGACCAGGACAGAGAAAGGGACAUCAAAGGUAAUGGAAGCACCAGCCCAAAUUCGGAACACAGGGUGCAGGAGCAUUCUCCUACACCUUCGACCGACGCGCAGAAAAAUCUCAGCGCCACUAUCCCACCCAUUCCACAGAAUGAUGCAACGAAGUUAACUAACGAAUAUCCCUACAAUCAGUCACAAACUCCGGGGCCUCAAAUAAUGUCAACACAGGCAUCCAAUCUCCAUCACAUGCAGCAACUUCUACAACAACAUGUGCUGAGUCCCACACAAUUACAAACACUAAUGAAACAGCAUUCGAUAUUACAACAGCAGCAACACCAGCAACACCAGUUGGCAGAAUUAGGAAAGAAACAGAUCGAGCAGACCAUGCAGCAGCUGCAAGAGCAACUGCAAUUGAAUCUAAUCCAACAGACACAUAUCCUGCAAAGUACGGAUAAGAAGAAAGCUUCCGGAUCCUUGCAACAACUAGCUCUUCAACAGCAGCAACUUAUACAACAACUACAGAUGGUUCAGAGACAAUACGUCGUCCAUCAGGGAAUUGGUAUGCAACCCCUAAUGAUGGCACAAAGUCAAGGUCUGAACUCUAGGGAAGUGAUGAGCCCCUGGAAGGAGUUGAACGACCAGCACGUGGUCAACAACAAACCUCCUCCAGAACUGAACGAAAACUCUCCGGGUUUACUAGGUUUAGCGCCUAGUAGAUCUAGUAGAGAUGAACCCUUAGACGAGAAACCUGAGAGGACCACAACUCCUGACAGGGUUCAUCAUCUCUACGGACAUGGCGUGUGCAAGUGGCCAGGAUGUGAAAUCAUCUGUGAAGAUCUACAAGCAUUUAUAAAGCAUUUAAACACGGAACACACACUAGACGACAGAUCGACUGCUCAAGCCCGAGUCCAGAUGCAAGUCGUAUCCCAAUUAGAACUACAGCUACAAAAGGAAAGGGAUCGCCUCCAAGCGAUGAUGCAUCAUCUUCAUCUAUCUAAACAAAUGGGGUCGCCAGAUCCCCACAAAGACGCGUCAGGAGUGUCUUCGGGGAAAAUGCCCGUCUCCGCGUCCUUACCCCAACCCCCCGUUUCGAUGGGUCCCAUGGUUUCCGCUGUGAGGUCACCAGUUCUUCAUUCGCCGGCACCAAACGUAGCCGGACCCAUUCGGAGAAGGUUGAGCGAUAAGUCUGCGCUGUCUUUGGCCGGGGAGAUCCAAAGGAAUAGGGAAUUCUACAAGAAUGCUGAUGUAAGGCCCCCUUUUACUUACGCGUCUUUAAUCCGUCAGUCGAUUAUAGAGUCACCUGAUAAACAGCUAACUUUGAACGAAAUAUACAAUUGGUUCCAAAACACGUUUUGCUAUUUUAGAAGGAAUGCUGCUACUUGGAAGAACGCAGUGCGACACAACCUGUCUCUCCACAAAUGUUUCAUGCGCGUGGAGAAUGUUAAGGGGGCCGUUUGGACAGUGGACGAAGUGGAGUUCUACAAGAGGCGGCCGCAGCGUUGCUCAUCGGGCCCGUUGGCCCAACCAGUCGUCGGGGGCGCCACAUCAAAAAGUCCGACUAUGAAUCACAGCCCCACAUUGUAUGGCGACCAUAUACCCACCAACGUGCAGUUCAUGCAGGCCUCUUUAAUGGAGGAAAACAAUUUGUCCUUUUUGACGAACUCGGCCCUGUUAGCCAACAGACCUAGAGACAGAUCUGAAUCCCCACCACACGAGCAUCAUAUAAGGUCGCCAAUGAACGGGGGUCUCCACGUUAAGCAGGAGAUUAUGAAUCAAGAUCACCACAUCACUAGAGAGCCGGAUCAAAUGCACCACGUGAUAAAACGGGAAAUGAUCUCAGAAUACGACGAUCUAGAUCACGAUCAGCAUACGGAGAACGUAGCAGAGGAUCUUACAAUAGCAUCGGAUCACACGGAGUCAAACAUUUUAGACGCAUAGUGACAGUGCUAGUGAACGGUUAAAAAAAAAACAAUAGAAUGCUCGAAUCCGUACUCUCGUUUAUAAAACGCAAAAAAGAAGUAAGCUGAAUCCUGGAUUGAUUAGACUAUUUAGUCGAGUAAUGUUGCUAGGUUCAAUAAAUGACUGUUUCAUUUUGUAAAUUUCGUGUGUUGUGUGUACAUAUGGAAAAAGUUAGCGAAUGAGAGUGUACUGUUAUUGUUUAGACAUGAGGGUGUCGAAUGUUGUAUAAUCAGAAUAGAUCUUGGUUUCUUUAUUAAUACAGGGUUAUUUGUUAUGGUGGACUAAAACUUGGCAAAGCCAAAGAUUAACAUAGACAUUAAAGUUAUCGCACCAUCAGUUUAUUUAGCAUAUCAGUUGCUAUGUGCGCGCUAUAGAACGAGAAUGGUGCGACAAAUAUGCCAAAUUGCACAAUGUGCUCCUAUUAUUUGUGUUUAAAAGUAUCGUUGCGCUCAUAUAGUGAUGUAAAAUAAGCAAUAUUGUAAAUUAUUAUCGUUGAGCAUCCGUGCUAUUAUAUUCUAUCUUUAUGAGGAAUAUUUAAUUCCAUAUCAUUAUCUAAAAUAAAAUCAUAUAUCAAUGUAUAAAUAGUAGAUACGUUUUCGUAUACAUAAUACAUACAGCUAAUUUCGAAAUAUUCGCUCACUUCAGUCUGUACUUACACUAUUUAUUUAUGUUCACGUCAUUUUUUUUGUUAAGACCGUUCACAGUAACUCCAUUCCUUGCAGAGGAAUCCGCAAUCCGAGUAUACGAUAUGCUCAAAUUCUCGCUUGCCACAUUCAGAACAAAGGAAACCGAAAGUUUAUUUAUAUCAGUCAUGCAAAAUGAAGAAAGGAUAUUAUCUACAGAAAUUGUAAGAAAGUACAUAUAGAAAGUAAAAAGUGCUACACUUUUGAUUGGUCAAAAAAUAUACAGGGUGCUUUCUAAAUCUAUCUCGGAGAUUGUUCAAAAAUCCUCAUUGAACUAUGAAUCUGAUUUUUAAGAUACAGGGUAUUCAAAUAUCUCUAAAGAUGCUUGAAUUGAAUUAAAUUAAUGAAAGUUGGAUAUCAUUGAUUAAAGCAUAUUUAUAAUAACCCCGUAAUUCGGACGUUGCUGAGUUUUCUGUAAAUUGGAUAAGUGUAUUUGAGUUUUAAAAUUAUUUCUAAGUAAAAAGGUACCUGACAUUUUAUUCGAAAAAUGGACGGUCUUUAAGAUAUUACUUUUUAAACACAACCAUCAAAAGUCCAAAAAAUCAUUGAUGUAGAAAUACAUAUAAAUUUAAGGCAAUAAUUUGUUUGGGUUUUAAUUUUUUUUAAUUUUAAUAUAUUUUAGGAGAUAUUCGAAUAAAUGAUAUUUUUUAACACUCUCAACAUCUCGAAAACCAGCGGUUUUAGGUAUUUGGUCCACUGGAGCUUUUUAAUCUAAAACGAUACAAGGAACAACGUUUUGAAGUUGGAACCUAGAAAACACCCCGUAUAUGUUCUGUUUUUUGUGCCCGGUAAGAUAUAAUACUGAUAUAUGAUACAUUUUCCAUUUCUGAAGGGUGCGUGCUGUGAGCGAAACGUCUUAACGCGCCAUUUUUUAAUGUUUCUGCCAUCAGAGUUGCCAAAUACAUUCGCGUACAUGUGAUAGUACCUUAGUUCAGAUUUAUUAACUAUAUCUAGAAGUUUUAGAUAGAUUAAGCGUGGCAUUGGCAUUGCAUGAAAAUAUGUUUCCCAUUUUAAAUUUUGUUUCAGCCUAGGUGCCAAACUGACAGUACAUAAUUAUUACAUUUUGGUAAUGACUAUUGAAAUAAACAGUAAUCAUGGCGUUUCUUUUAACUUAAAAUUUCUACUUUGAUAAUAAUGAAUACAUUUCUAUAGUGUGUUAAUUUCUUAUGUCACCCUGCAAGCAACUUUUUGUUUGAAUAUUUUGUUUGGGUGCAAUGAAACAUUAUAUCUUGUUUGUAUCUGUCAGUUGACAUCUUGGCUAUUUACCGAGUUGAAACGAGUCAAGCGAGUGUGGAUAGGACCACACGUAUUUAAAUAUUAAUUAUUUAUAACAUAGGUUACUACAUAUCAAAAGUAGAAUAACGAUACGGCGUUACAAGUUAGUGUUUGGCCGUAACUAGGUCUAGAUCUAAAAAUAAAACAGCGUUACAGCUCGCAAUCCCUUUUCAUCUCGGUUUUUGCAAAUAAACCAUCACUAUCUUCAUGUAAAAUUGUACUGUACGAUAUUUCUGGUAUAUCAAUUUCUCAUUUGUUUAAAGAAAAUAUAAAAAUAACAAUA